GGAUACUAUCUUGUGAUUAGUCAGUAACUCUUUGAUCACGGGCUUGUAUUUCAUCGUGUUGAAACAAAAAAUCAAAAUGAAAACAAUCGUUAUCUUGCUCGCUGUUUCUUUCGUCGCCGUCUUGGGUGAAUUCACAGAAGAAGAAAAGACAACUUUUGAACGGAAUAAGAACGAAUGUAUGACUGAAAAUAACAUCGAUCCAGCCAUAUUUGAAAAAUUAAAGAAAGGGGAAGCAGAUGAAAAUGACGAAAACUUAGCCUGUUUCAGUACCUGUUUGUUAAAGAAAUUAGGAAUUUUGGCUGAGGAUGGAACAGUUAAUUACGACGAAGUUCGUAUUCAGAUGUCAAAACAUGGUGUAUCAGAAGAAAAAAUCGAACAAAUGAUUACCGAAUGUCAAAAAGUUGUUUUAGGCAUUUCCCAGGAUGAAGAAGUAGCGUUUCACUGUAAGAUUAUUUGUUAUAUCCAGCUGUCCAAAUUCAACGAGGCAUUACAACUUAUUGUUAAAACACCCAAAUUAGCAACAAAUUUGGAAUUUGAAAAAGGAUAUUGUCUGUAUCGGUUAAAUCAAGUUUCUGAAGCAUUAAAAGUGAUAGAAAAUGUACAAAAUCCUUCUCUAAAGAUUAAAGAACUAAAAGCUCAGAUAUUGUAUCGCCUAGAGAAAUACGAAGAAUGUUUUGCAGUAUACAGAGAUAUAAUUAAAAAUUCAAAUGACGAGUAUGAAGAGGAAAGAGAAACAAAUCUUGGAGCUGUGCUUGCAAACUUAGCAAUUGAAGGUUCAGAUUUAGAAGUUCCUUCUUUACGUGAACAUACUUAUGAAUUAACAUACAAUGCAGCAUGCCGUUUACUUGCUCAAGGAAAUGGAGAUGAUAAAGCUAUUUUAGCAGAAGCAGAAAAGAAAUUGCGAACCGCUGAGAAAAUGUGCAAGGAAGGAUUGGAAGAAGAUGGAGUAUCUGAAGAGGAGAUUGAAAAUGAAUUAGGUGUAAUACGAGUACAGCUUGGAUAUUGUUUACAAUUACAAGGUCGAGAAAAAGAAGCACAUGCAUUAUAUACUGCUGCUUUAAAAGCCAAGCCAGAUGAUAUUGCAUUGGUUGCUGUAGCUAGUAACAAUUUAGUAUGUCUAAAUAAAGAUCAAAAUGUUUUUGAUAGUAAAAAAAGAAUGAAAAGUGCCACUCACGAAAGUUUAGAGCACAAAUUAACUUCUAAGCAAAGAAGAAAUAUUGCAUACAAUCAGUGUUUACUAGCAUUUUACACUGAUCAAGGAGAACAAUGUUACCAACUGUGCAAUAAUCUUGCAAAAGAUUGCAUUAUUCUUGCAGCAGAUGCAAUGUUCAUAAAAGCUGUACAACUUAGUAAAGAAGGUAAACCAAAAGAAGCAGCAAAACUAUUAAUCGAACAUGCAGUCGGCGAAAAGGAAUUAUCUAUGAAAUUGGCUAGCGUGCAAGUACUUUUAAGUCAAGAUGAAAGAAAAGAUGCAAUCGCUAUUCUUGAGAAUCUAAACGAAAGGGAUAGAUCUCUACCUGGAAUAGUUGGUGCGCUCGUUACACUUCACUUAGCUGAUAACGACCGAGAAAGAGCCUCGAUUGCUCUCAAAAAUACAGUCGCUUAUUAUAAAAAGAACAAGGAAACUACCGAAAAUUUGGGAGAAUUGUGGCGACAGGCUGCUAAUUUUUACUUACGUGGUGGAGAACUCAAGAUUGCUGCUGAUAUUUUACAAGAAUUAGUAGAUGCCUCACCAUCUGACACCAAGACUUUAGCUCAAUUAGUAGUAGCUUAUGUACAGUUCUGCCCUACUAAAGCACAGUCAUUAUCCAAAAGAUUACCACCACUUCAUGAUCUCGCCGAAACUACUGACGUUGAUGCAUUAGAAAGCAGCAAUUGGGUUAUCGGAACUAAAGUAGUAAAGAAAAAGAUUGAACCUUCUCCUGGCAAACCAGUAUCAGAUGUAAUUCAAAAGAAGCACAAGAAACGUAAACGCAGGGGUAAACUACCAAAGAAUUAUGAUCCAAAUGUUAUGCCAGAUCCAGAACGAUGGUUACCGAGACAUGAACGUAGUGGAUUCCGUAAGAAACGGGAUAGAAGGAAUAGAGAUGCCGCUAUGAAAGGAACACAGGGAGCCGCUACAGGAGCUAGUGAUCUUUAUGAUAUCACUAAAAUGCCUGCAAAUGCUAAGCCUUCUCCAAACCCUCGUCACAGUUCCACAGUAGAAACUUCUGGACCACGUCAGCAACAACGCAAAGUUCAACAAAAAAAGAAGAAGAAAGGUAGCAAGUGGUAACGAUUUCAUGUCAUUCCACUAAAUUCAUAGUUUUUUAUAUUAAACGAAUUAGAUUGCAUAACCUUGCAUUGAAAAGAAAUACUUGUUACUAAAAAAAUAUAAACUGAAAAAAUAAUCAAAUCGAUUUGCUACCAUGUAGCUGUAUUUUAUGAAAAACGCAAGGUGUAAUACUGCCAUUAAAAAGUAAUAUUGUACACACUAUAUGUGUGUAUCUCUCUCAUUAAAGAAAUAUUUACAACCUUUCCA
This is a messenger RNA of Mycetomoellerius zeteki, 2521 nucleotides long. RefSeq names its product signal recognition particle 72. NCBI's taxonomy places the organism in Eukaryota, Metazoa, Arthropoda, Insecta, Hymenoptera, Formicidae. Gene Ontology annotation, cellular component: signal recognition particle, endoplasmic reticulum targeting. The coding region runs from base 77 to 2275 and encodes 732 amino acids. The transcript has 11 exons. Gene Ontology annotation, molecular function: 7S RNA binding; odorant binding; protein binding. The record is from RefSeq and is a predicted model, not a curated record. Gene Ontology annotation, biological process: SRP-dependent cotranslational protein targeting to membrane.